AUGUCUUCCUCCACAAGGUCCUUCAUGACACUCCUCGCUCUGGUGGGUCUGGCGAGCACCAGCGUGGCCUUCGUUCUGCCAGACUACUACAACACUGACAGGGACAAAUCUGUCAUGAAGACGUUCACAAAGAAGAAUUCCACUCCGCUGAGAGGGCCUGGGAAAAGAAAGUUUCCUCCGCUGACAGGGCCUGGGAAAAGGAAGUUCCCUCCGCUGACAGGGCCUGGGAAAAGGAAGUUUCCUCCGCUGACAGUGCCUGGGGAAAGGAAGUUUCCUCCGCUGACAGGGCCUGGGGAAAGGAAGUUUCCUCCGCUGACAGGGCCUGGGGAAAGGAAGUUUCCUCCGCUGACAGUGCCUGGGGAAAGGAAGUUUCCUCCGCUGACAGUGCCUGGGGAAAGGGAGUUUCCUCCGCUGAUAGGGCUUGGGAAAAGGAAGUUUCCUCCGCUGGAAAGGCCUGGGAAAAAGAAGUUUCCUCCGCUGACAGGGCCUGGGGAAAGGAAGUUUCCUCCGCUGACAGGGCCUGGGAUAAGGAAGUUUCCUCCGCUGACAGGGACUGGGGAAAAGAAGUUUCCUCCGGUGACAGGGCCUGGGAUAAAGAAGUUUCCUCCGCUGACAGGGCCUGGGAAAAAGAAGUUUCCUCCACUGACAGGGCCUGGGAAAAGGAAGUUUCAUCCGCUGACAGUGCUUGGAGAAAGGAAGUUUCCUCCGCUGACGGGGUCUGGGAAAAAGAAUUUUAUUCCGCUGACAGGGCCUGGGGAAAGGAAAUUUCCUCCGCUAAAAAGCCCUGGGAAAAGGAAGUUUCCUCCGCUGAAAGUGCCUGGGGAAAGGAAGUUUCCUCCGGUGACAGGGCCUGGGAAAAGGAAGUUUCCCCCGCUGACAGGGCCUGGGAAAAGGAAGUUUCCUCCGCUGACAAGGCCUGGGAAAAGGAAGUUUCCUCCGCUGGCAGGGCCUGGGAAAAAGAACUUCUCUUCGCUGAGAGGGCCUGGGGAAAGGAAGUUUCCUCCGCUAACAGGGCCUGGGAAAAAGAACUUCCCUCCGGUGAGAAGGCCUGGGGAAAGGAAGUUUCCUCCGCUGACAGGGCCUGGGGAAAGGAAGUUUCCUCCGGUGACAGGGCCUGGGGAAAGGAAGUUUCCUUCGCUGACAGGGCCUGGGAAAAAGAACUUCCCUCCGGUGAGAAGGCCUGGGGAAAGGAAGUUUCCUCCGCUGACAGGGCCUGGGAAAAAGAACUUCCCUCCGGUGAGAAGGCCUGGGGAAAGGAAGUUUCCUUCGCUGACAGGGCCUGGGAAAAGGAAGUUUCCCCCGCAGACAGGGCCUGGAAAAAAGAACUUCCCUCCGCUGAGAGGGCCUGGGGAAAAGAAGUUUCCUCCGCUGACAGGGCCUGGGAAAAGGAAGUUUCCUCCGCUGACAAGGCCUGGGAUAAGGAAGUUUCCCCCGCUGACAGAGCCUGGGAAAAAGAACUUCCCUCUGCUGAGAGGGCCUGGGGAAAGGAAGUUUCCUCCGCUGACAGGGCCUGGGAUAAGGAAGUUUCCUCCGCUGAGAGGGACUGGGGAAAAGAAGUUUCCUUCGCUGACAGGGCCUGGGUUAAAGAAGUUUCCUCCGCUGACAGGGCCUGGGAAAAGGAAGUUUCCUCCACUGACAGGGCCUGGAAAAAGGAAGUUUCAUCCGCUAACAGGGACUGGGGAAAGGAAAUUUCCUCCGCUGACGGGGCCUGGGAAAAAGAAUUUUCUUCCACUGACAGGGCUUGGGGAAAGGAAGUUUCCUCCGCUGAAAAGCCCUGGGAAAAGGAUGUUUCCUCCGCUGAAAGUGCUUGGGGAAAGGAAGUUUCCUCCGCUGAGAGGGCCUGGGGAAAGGAAGUUUCCUCCGCUGACAGGGCCUGGGGAAAGGAAGUUUCCUCCGCUGACAGUGCCUGGGGAAAGGAAGUUUCCUCCGCUGACAGUGCCUGGGGAAAGGAAGUUUCCUCCGCUGAAAGUGCUUGGGGAAAGGAAGUUUCCUCCGCUGAGAGGGCCUGGGGAAAGGAAGUUUCCUCCGCUGACAGGGCCAGGGGAAAGGAAGUUUCCUCCGCUGACAGUGCCUGGGGAAAGGAAGUUUCCUCCGGUGACAGGGCCUGGGUAAAAGAACUUCCCUCCGCUGAGAGGGCCUGGGGAAAGGAAGUUUCCUUCGCUGACAGGGCCUGGGAAAAGGAAGUUUCCUCCGCUGACAGGGCCUGGGAAAAGGAAGUUUCCUCCGCUGACAGUGCCUGGGGAAAGGAAGUUUCC
Portunus trituberculatus (swimming crab) is the source of this 2255-nucleotide messenger RNA. RefSeq names its product early nodulin-75-like. Gene Ontology annotation, cellular component: extracellular matrix. The transcript has 2 exons. NCBI's taxonomy places the organism in Eukaryota, Metazoa, Arthropoda, Malacostraca, Decapoda, Portunidae. Gene Ontology annotation, biological process: extracellular matrix organization. Bases 1 to 2112 code for a protein of 703 amino acids. The record is from RefSeq and is a predicted model, not a curated record.